This is a messenger RNA of Brassica rapa (field mustard), 1244 nucleotides long. RefSeq lists its product as uncharacterized. The record is from RefSeq and is a predicted model, not a curated record. Gene Ontology annotation, molecular function: protein binding. NCBI's taxonomy places the organism in Eukaryota, Viridiplantae, Streptophyta, Magnoliopsida, Brassicales, Brassicaceae.
CUCGGCUCUUGUUUGGUAAUGUGUGUGUAUAUAUAUAGCGAUUUGAUUUUGCAUUCUCAAAUAACGCCUCUCCACAGAAAAAUAAACAAAUUUAAGCUCAUAUCAUUUUGCAGCUUGUUAACAUGUCACGACCAAUACCCAUUGAAAUGAUGGUGCAAGAGUUCAAGAAGAAUCACACAAAUUCUCACUUGUUCAAGAUAGACAAUUUCUCUCUACUCACAAAGUAUGAGAUUGAUUGUAUCGAAUCUUCUGUUUUUGAUCUCUGUGGUCGCAAAUGGAAAAUCCUUGUGAAUUAUGACGAGGAUGAAGAACAUGUCUCCAUUUUCUUCGAGAAUCAAGAUCCACUAGAUGUUGAGCUCGAGUAUCAGGUCUAUGUCGUAAGUCAGCUAAAGGCAGUAUGGUACCCCAAAGCCAAUGUAAAAUGGGACUUUAGUGCAUCAUCAAAACCAAUAGCAAAAGGGAUUACAAAUUUGAUGUCACUGGAUGAUCUUAAGAGCAAAGGGUUCCUUAUUGAAGAUUGUUGUAUGUUUGGUGCCAGUCUUCCUGAUCAGAAAACUGAGAGACCUGGAACAGCUGAAUGUUUUAGCUUAAUUGAGAAGCCUCUCAAUAACAAAGUCACUUGGAUGAUGACCAAGUUCUCCUCUUUCGACGCUGAAAAGGCUCAUCAGUCCAAUGAGUUCAUCGUUGGAAACCGCAAAUGGAGAAUUGAAGUUCAUCCAAGGGGACAUGAGGAAGCAAAAGGCGAAUCAUGCUCUGUGUAUCUAGUGGGAGAAGGAUAUAUCAACAAUGCACCAAAGACAAAAACUUUUGCCAAGUCUAAGCUACGAGCAUUGGAUCAAGUUAAUCGGAAUCAUCUUGAGGCAACCGAUUCUUAUUGGGUUGAUGAAGAAUAUGAUGACACUAAUGGUUUUAUGGAGUUCAUGCCACUGUCGAAACUUUGUGAACCUUAUUUGGUGAAGGAUAAGUUUUACGUGGGAGUUGAGUUUGAAGUCAUUUCUGUGGCUAAAUAUGUUUAAGCUAUAUGUAUGAACAUCUUCCUAUGCAUGUGUGAAGGACCGAACACUAAAAUAAAAUACGAAAUAAUGUAAUAAGUCAAAUGCUGGAGAAUAUGGUUAUGUAGCGACACAGCCUGAUGAGGACCUGGAGGUGCAUAUAUAGUUGUCAAACUCAUAUAUCUCUUUUUCUCUCUUUUUUUUUGUAAUUUUAUGAAUAAAAAGGAAGAAACAAUCUGCUUGCUUUGUAGA